Paraphaeosphaeria sporulosa is the source of this 2035-nucleotide messenger RNA. RefSeq lists its product as uncharacterized. Gene Ontology annotation, cellular component: microtubule organizing center attachment site; chromosome, centromeric core domain; nuclear inner membrane. Lineage: Eukaryota; Fungi; Ascomycota; Dothideomycetes; Pleosporales; Didymosphaeriaceae. The transcript is spliced from 2 exons. The coding region runs from base 29 to 1756 and encodes 575 amino acids. The record is from RefSeq and is a predicted model, not a curated record. Gene Ontology annotation, biological process: nuclear inner membrane organization.
CGCCCGCCCGCCCGCACGCACUGCCACCAUGGUGAAGCUGCUGCGCCGCCGACUGCGCUGCCAUGGUUGCGGGGAGGCUUCACCCAACGAGCGCUCCGGCGUCGCCCGUGCCUGGGUGUGCCCGUACUGUGAAGCAGUCAACCAUGUAGACGAGCGCGGCCAGAUCACCGACCCGCCCGUCGAGUUGACCGCCCAAACCCAGCCGCUGUAUACCCAGCGCUCGCGGUCGGGCACCCCCGACAUCAUGCACCCGCCCGUCGAGUCGCCCUUCUGCGAACGCUGCGAGAAGAACCAGCUGAUCGUGAACCGCUCGCUCGCCGAGUAUCUCCCCGACGAAGACGACCCGCAGUACGCAAAAUACGACAAGGCGCUCCCGCAAUACCAGGCACAGCUCGAGGAGCGCUACCCGCCCGUCUGCGAGAACUGCAUCGAGAGGGUCCAAGCAGGCAUCCGGCAAGCGGGCUAUGCAACCAAAGCGGAAGAGCUGCGGCGCAAGCUGGACCAGUCCAAGAAGUACCAGAAGGAGACGCCGACUGUGCGGCAGACCUGCACUCUGUGGAUCAUAUGGCUGGGCCGGUGGGCAUACAUUACCAGCGUCCUCGUCAUUAUGCUCUGGCACAGUCUCGGUGCCAUUGCAUAUUUCGACUUUUCGGAGCGGGACUUCGACUGGGCGCAUUGCCUUUCGGAAGCAGCAUACAUGAGGGAGGCCCACCAGAGCUGUGUCGCAUCAUCCCCGGUUCGACAGGUGGUCUUCUAUGCACUUGUUGCAGACCUUCUUACCAUCUGGUGGAACCCGAAGCUGGGCCAAAAGAUGAAGCACGCCAGCGGGCGUAUGCGUGGUCUCGUCACUACGUGGAUGAUCCGUAUGCUUCUUCUCCUGUUAAAUGCGGGGAGUCACUUUCUGCUCAACGACACUUCUAUACGAGAGACCGGCAUCAUCUCGGACGAGCGCGUGGGCUUCUUCCGCUACACCCACAUGACACUCCUCACCCUCAACAUCCUGGCCACCCUCCUCGCGUGGAACACAGUGACCAUCAAGUACGUCUCGACCAAGGAGCUCCUCCGCCCGCUCGACGCACACCUCCCCACCGCCCCGCGCAGCACGCAAACCACGCCCCGGCCACAACACACCGCCCCGCUUCCCAACAACACCAGCUUCGACUCCAUGGCUGCCGGUUUCGCUUCCAGCUUCCCCUCCGAGCUCAACGCCUACCCGCCCUCUCCAACCCUAUCCGCCACCUCCUACGCCGACACCGAAGAAAGCGACUUCACCCCCUACUCCGCGCGCAAGUCGUCCAUCGCCACAAACGCCUCCACAGACGCCAUGGACUGGACGCCCACGCACUCCCGCUUCGCCAGUCACACGCCGUCGUUGCUCCCCUUCCCCUCCAGCAGCCAGCACCAACCAGACUCCCCCUCCCCCUCUCCGUCCAAGCCGCCCCCCGUCAACAUCUUCAAGCCCGGCGCCGAGACGAAUCCCUUCCGCCGCCGCAUCCCGGCUGCCCCCGCUAGCUGGCACAAGUCCACACUCCCGCCGCACCCGGAAGAACAGUCUCGCAAGCGGAAUUUUUUCGCCGAGGAUGCGGAGCGGAAUCGCGAUCUUGGGCUGGGGCUGCGGGGACGGGGGGUUCCCAAGGCGGUGGAGAGGGAGGCGAGUCUGUUCCAGGCGCCGCAGUUCAAGUAUGAUGCGGGGGGUUUGGUGGGUGCGAAGGAGACGGGGCUCGAGGAGGGGUUCAAUGAUUUGUUUUCGAAAUAAGAUUGCAUGGGGAUGGGGGCGGGGUGGACGGGCAUUUGCGUGGCGUUGUGUGUCGUUUUGUUUGAGAUACCCUUUCUUGUGGUUUUUCUUUUGUCUAAGAUCAGGUGCAUAGGGAGGGAGGACGGUCUGCAGCGCUUUGGCGCGGUCUGGCAUGGUCAAGGUAGCAUUGCGCAAUGGUACAUGCGGGUUCUGCUGGCAAACCCUCUUGUUUGCGAUGGCGAUACCACGCCCGUCUACAGGCAACAAGUCGAUAGUGAUCUGCCGAUAUCCAAACAUGAC